Messenger RNA from Anarrhichthys ocellatus (wolf-eel), 1595 nucleotides. RefSeq names its product mitochondrial ribosome-associated GTPase 2 (gene mtg2). Bases 105 to 1361 code for a protein of 418 amino acids. The transcript is spliced from 6 exons. Gene Ontology annotation, molecular function: GTP binding; GTPase activity; magnesium ion binding. Lineage: Eukaryota; Metazoa; Chordata; Actinopteri; Perciformes; Anarhichadidae. The record is from RefSeq and is a predicted model, not a curated record. Gene Ontology annotation, cellular component: mitochondrion.
UCUCCUGGGUGCCAGUGCUAUGUAUUCACGCUGUAGGUAAUACAUGUGUUACUGGACAUGUCUUAACGAUUAUAAAAUCAUAUCUCUGUCCGUUGAACGUCACAAUGUUGGCAACCUUGUCGAGGGUUAAAAGCGCGCGGUGGCUGUCUCCGGACGCACUUUUAGGAUACAUACUAGCACGAGAGGUAAGAAGGAAAGAGUCGAGUUUGAUCAGCUGUUCUUCCAUACCGGCGGCGUGGAGGCGGAGGGUCACCGGUGGUUUCAGGGAUGUCAGCACUUCCUGUUCGCUGCUCUCUAAGGUCCGAGAAAACCCGAAGAAGAGAGAGCUGUCUGAAAAGAAGCUGACCCGUUACUUUGUAGACCACCGCCGUGUGAAGCUGCUGGCUGGGUCAGGCGGUAAAGGGGCCUGCAGCUUUCACAGUGAGCCGCGGAAAGAGUGGGGUGGACCAGACGGAGGCAAUGGAGGUGAUGGAGGAAGCAUCAUGAUCAAAGCGGACAAGUUUGUGAAAUCGUUGGCGCAAGUGGUUCCGAUUUACAAGGGAGAAGAUGGGCAAUCGGGGGGAAACAAGAACUGUUAUGGCAAGAAUGGCGGCCCAACUUGUAUUUCCGUACCGUUAGGCACCGUCGUGAAGGAAGACGGAGAGACAGUAGUGGACCUUUCUGAGCACGGCCAGGAGUAUCUGGCCAUAUUUGGAGGGGCCGGUGGGAAGGGGAAUAGAUUCUUUCUUUCCAAUGAGAACCGAGCCCCAAUGAUGGCAACCCCAGGAGUGACGGGCCAGGAGAGGGUCCUUCAGCUAGAGCUCCGCACCAUGGCCCAUGCUGGCCUGGUGGGGUUUCCUAAUGCAGGGAAAUCGUCAUUGUUGAGAGCCAUCUCCAAUGCUAGGCCUGCUGUGGCUGCUUACCCUUUUACAACACUCAAUCCACACGUAGGAAUCGUCAACUACAGGGAUCACGAGCAAGUUGCAGUUGCCGACAUCCCAGGCAUCAUUCGAGGGGCCCAUCUUAAUCGAGGCCUCGGUAUCUCUUUUCUGCGUCACAUAGAGCGCUGCCCGUUCCUCCUCUAUGUUCUGGACCUGUCGACUCCGGAGCCCUGGACCCAGCUUCAGCACCUGCGUUAUGAGCUGGACCAGUAUGAGCCUGGUCUUUCCCAGAGGCCUCAGGCCAUCAUAGCCAACAAAAUGGACCUACCCGAGGCCCGGGAGAAGAUCGAGACUCUGAAGAGCCUCGUCACCCAGCGGGUCAUCCCCGUGUCAGCUCUCACGGGUCAGAACACAGAGGAGCUCAUCCUCCACCUCAGAGAGCUUUAUGACGGCUACCUUCAAGGAGAAGGCAGUGGGGAAGGAAAACCCACUAGGUGGUAGUGAAAACUAUUUCCUCUUGCUCAAGUGAUAUUUGUAUUGUGUAUAUAUUUGUAAUGGAAGAUAUAGAAUGUAUUCAAAUUGCUCAAUAAAUAUAUAAACAAAACAAAGUUUGUAAGUUUAUUAAUGGCUUGCAGCAUGGUGCUCAAUACACUGAAAAUACCUGAGAUGUCUUGAACCCUUAACAGCUUCAUGCUGCACAACAAAGGGGACACGUUACAUGUUAAGAGAAGAGGA